AUGCCGCCUUUCAGAGAUGAGCACAUUCUGAUAAUUGCGCCAGGUUCGCAGGUGACCCUGGCGCAGCUCGGUCUGCCCGAGUCGUUUACGCCAGCUCGAUUUCGUUUUCCCACGCGAAUGUUCCCCGCAGAAAAGGAGGGGGAAUAUGAACCGUAUAAAAUCCGCGAGCGGCGACACGAGGUCAAAGCCAGUAAUGGUAACGACGCGCCUAAAGAGGAUGUUGAAAUGAAGGAUUCGGAGUCCGCGCAGCCUGGAACGACAAACACGGAGACAGCCAACAACGCCGAAAAGCCUGAAGGCGAGGUUAAGAAUGAAUCCGCAGAAGGACAAGAGGGCAAUGAGGAAUCGAAACAAGAGACAGUGGAGGAAAUCUUCUACGAAGAGGAUGUUACGUCUGAUGAAGGGGCAAUUUGCCCAAUGGAAAAUGGACGUAUCGUCGAUUGGCCUUGCUUCUUUGCCCAUCUCACACACAUCUAUAAUACCCUGAGCCCGCCCUUCCACACACCGAUCAUGCUUAUCGCGGAGCCAGUCUGGUCUGCUCGGGAUCGAGAGGCGAUCACCCAGUUCGUCUUUGAAAAAUUCAAAGCACCCGCUUUUUGCCUUAUGGAUUCUGCCCUUGCAAUCUGUUAUGGGUAUGGAACUGCUACCGCCACGGUUGUCGAUCUCGGAAAGGGCAAGGUGGACGUGACCGCAGUGACCGACUUCAUGGUGAACGAGCAUGGCAGAGGUAUCGCUUUGGAAGGUUGUGGUGGUGAUUAUAUGACAGAUCGGCUGGUGGAACUUUUGGGAUCGAAGGGAUUCACGAGAGAAAUGUGCGAGCAACUUAAGAGAAGCAACAUCACAGAGAUUCUGCCCGCUGGGACGCCACUCCCAGGAGCAGCGGCAACUGCACGACAAGGUGCUAACCCCGCAGCUGCAGCAUCCACAGGUGCACAAGAUGGAUCAGCUCCAGGCGAGUCCAUUCCACGUGGGCCAGGGGAUGGAACCCAGACUGGACCAGAGGGGGGAAAUGGCGAAGACGAAGACGAGGGCGUACUGGAUGUAGCAGCCAUUGUUAGCGGCAACACCAGCGAGUUCCUGGCCAGCAGAGAGAAGGAUAAAGCAACCACCAAGAAAGGAUCGGUAGACCAAACCGGGAAACCUAUUCGCCUUCCCAACUCUAAGAGGGAAAAGGCCUCAUACCAACUUGAGGAAUUCGCGCGGCUAGAGCCAGAGAAAAAUGCUUCCCCUGGUCCCGAACGCUACGUUCGUCAGAAACGCGACAUUGAAGUGGGUGUCGAGCGUUUCCUCUCCGCAACCCCCAGGCAGAAGACCCUGGGCCGUUUGUCAGGCGGUAUCCUCGAAGACAUUGCUGCUCAAAUUCAUCAUACCAUCCUUGCUGUCCCCGAUGCGACGAAGCGAAGCGAACUUUGGGACUCUUUGAUUAUUGUCGGUAACGGCAGCAAAAUAAAAGGUUUUACACAAUCCUUGCUCGCUACCAUCACACAAAAAUAUGUCCUUUCCCCUUCUGCUAGCAUUUUCACAUCCGAAAUCCCCUCCAAUUUCUCUACCCCUCUCCCCACAGGAGGAAGCAACACCCCGACACCUGUUGGUCAAUCUGGGCUCAUGCAAACUCCCACUGGUCCUGGGGUGAAUCCUCUGCUAGUCGCUGCUACUCAUGCUAAUAACCCGGCGGCCCCUAAUAUGCCCCCGGGAACACCGGUCAUUGAUCCCGCCGCUACGGCGCAUUAUCGCUCUACCGGUCACUCCCAGACUCCAAACUCAGUUAAGACCCUGAGGCCUCCAGAAUAUUUCUCUGAAUGGAAAGAGCAGUCCAACAGCAAUGCCCCUGGUGCCAGUGGUAACGGGGGUAAUGCGGGCGGUGCUGGCGGUGCUGGUGCACCGGGCUCAGCAGGCACCGGCCAUGGCAUGGAAGAAGCAGUUUUCCUCGGGGCCCAGGUUGCCUCCAAGGUCAUUUUCAUUCUUGAUCAGGGUCUCAGCAAAGGCUUCAUGAGCCGUGUUGAGUAUAACGAGAAUGGCCCAUCGGCAAUUCAUGAAUAUAUCCUGUGA
Messenger RNA from Aspergillus wentii DTO 134E9, 2049 nucleotides. RefSeq names its product putative chromatin remodeling complex subunit (Arp9). Lineage: Eukaryota; Fungi; Ascomycota; Eurotiomycetes; Eurotiales; Aspergillaceae. The transcript is spliced from 3 exons. The record is from RefSeq and is a predicted model, not a curated record. Bases 1 to 2049 code for a protein of 682 amino acids.